UAACUCCUCAAUAAAAGACUACACGCACACUCUAGGUAGUACAUUGCAAUCAUUUGUUUACCUACAACGCUUUUUGUUGUCAUUGGUCAAACGAGGCAGUAAUGCUGUAUUUCCUCACGCGUGUGCACGAGAUCAGCUGAGUAGAUGCUCCUCCCUUGUUAGAGUUCAAGAAGACGGAACCCAGCGCAGCAGACAUGGCUAUGCUCACAACACAGCCCCAAACUGAUGUGAUCGAUGCGGAAUACGAGGACUACCUCUGCCCCGUGUGUCUGGAGAUAUUCAUCUCUCCGAUGACCACAGAUUGCGGACACACGUUCUGUGAGAGCUGUCUUAAGGAGUGCUUGCGUCCCCAGAAACCUGUGUGUGCAGUCUGCAGGUCUGACCUACACAAGUGGAAAAAAGCAGAGGAUAUACAAAAUGAGAUGAAAAGAUCAAUCGGAAAGUGCAAAGGCUGUAGAAAUGAGGUUCUUUUGUCUGACAUGAGAAGCCACACAGGGGCUUGCUCUAAAUAUCAAGACUUUAUCAAGGAAGGUAUGAAGGCCAUUUCAAAGAACCAGCCUUCCACUGUCAGCUCGGUGCCGAACCGGUACACGUUCGCCUGUCCCUUCUGCAGCAGACAGCACUUUGACCAGGACGGUCUGGUGGAGCACUGCACCUCGAGACACGCACACGACCCGCGUCCCGUGGUGUGUCCGAUCUGUGCCUCAAUGCCCUGGGGCGACCCUAAUUACAGGAGCGCUGACUUCUUCCAGCACAUCCGAAUGAGACAUGCUUUCUCCUAUGACACCUUUGUGGACUACUCUACAGACGAGCAAGCCAUGAUCCAGGAAGCUCUACAGCGCUCUCUCUUGGAAAACUGAUGAGAGGAACAUACGGAUCCCCAGCUGAACACCACCAAAAAUCAGUGCUUGAGCUUACGAAAGAAAGAAAUAGAUUGGGAUUCAGGGCUAUUGUCAUAUAUCAUUCUGCAUACACUAAUGUUGGUCAUGCCAAAGUUCCUGUUGGUGUAAUUGUGGUGAUUUACUUAUUUAAACGCAGUCAUAUAUUCAUAAAUAAAAUAUUUCCAUACACCUUCUUAGCUGUCAAAAUACAUAAAUCUAUACUGCCAGUCUAUAAUUAAUUCAAAUGCUAUAACUGAUUUUGGUUUUUAUAGUGCAGUUUGCGUCGCAGAUUUGUGCCACUGGAACAGAGUAGUCUGAUAUAGAUACAGGUGAGUCUUGUCAGAAGCUUUUAGGAUAGAACAUACUGAAAUCGAAUCAUUAAGGUGAGAUUCGUGAGUGUCAGCUAAGUCAGAGGAAUAAGCUUUUCUCGUGGUGUGUUUUGUGUUAUUCUAUGCUUUUAAGAAGCGGUUCAACCGAGCCCUUGUUGGAGGGGUGUUUCACUCUGCAGUUAGUGUACUGAAUGAGUUCUUGUUCAAACCAGUAGAGGACAGUAUUGUAUCAUUAGUUUCUAGUCUCUGACUUCUCUAUAGUGCAGCUGAUGGCUUGAUCUGACUGUGUACUGAGAGACUCAGCUCUUAAAGGGACAGUCCACCCCAAGAUGACAACCCUGCCAUCAUUUACUCUCACUCUGCUGUUCCAAAGCCUGUAUGCAUUUCUAUUCUGUGUGGAACUCAACAGAAGAUAUUAUAUACAGAAAAUAUGAGCCGAGUAGUUUUGGACCACACUGACGUUCAUUAUACAGAUAAAAACAGAUCUUGUUCUGUGUUUCAGAGGUUCAGAAUGACAUGAGGGUGAGUAGAAGAUGAGAGAGUUUGCAUUUCGGGUGAACUGUUCCUUUAGGCUCCUGAUACACUUGUGUCACCCAGUAGAGGAAGUUAGUCGAACUGGACAUCGCAGUUUAAUAAUAUGUUAAAGUUAGUCCGUUUAAUUGGCAGUAGUUUGAAAUCUGUUGGACCAAAUUGUAGUUUUGCGUUCUGUAAAGUCAAACUCGUGUUGCAUGCUGUUCGAUGUGGACUUUACCACUGUGAAGAUGAAUCAUAUCCUGUGCCUGUUUCAUUCACGUGUUAUUAUUAGUGUUUAAUGGUAAUGAUUCAUUGACCUGGAUGUUUUUUUGGGUGAAUUGGUUUUUGUAUUAAUAAACCUUUUCUCAAAAGCC
Molecule: messenger RNA, 2097 nt
Organism: Carassius gibelio (silver crucian carp)
Lineage: Eukaryota; Metazoa; Chordata; Actinopteri; Cypriniformes; Cyprinidae
Product: E3 ubiquitin-protein ligase RNF114
Exons: 6
Coding region: 195-860 (221 amino acids)
Biological process (GO): ubiquitin-dependent protein catabolic process; protein polyubiquitination
Molecular function (GO): ubiquitin protein ligase activity
Source: RefSeq, a predicted model, not a curated record